Molecule: messenger RNA, 1603 nt
Organism: Brassica oleracea var. oleracea
Lineage: Eukaryota; Viridiplantae; Streptophyta; Magnoliopsida; Brassicales; Brassicaceae
Product: RNA demethylase ALKBH5
Exons: 6
Coding region: 58-1377 (439 amino acids)
Biological process (GO): mRNA catabolic process
Molecular function (GO): mRNA binding; demethylase activity
Source: RefSeq, a predicted model, not a curated record
CCGUACAAACCGAAACUCUGUUUUUUUGUGCGAUUCUUCGUGUGUGAUAAAAAGAUAAUGGAGCCACUCGACGACGACCUUUUCCUCGGCAAGUAUCAGCCAUCGGAUCUCAAGAUCGCUUCGGAGUUUCUAACCACUUGGCUGCCUUUCUUAUCUAGAGAUCUCUGCUCAGACUGCGUCCAUGUUCUCUCCCGUCGAAUCCGUUCUCUACAUCCAGAUAAUUCUUGUAAUAACAACUCAGAGACUGUUUCUAGAGAUGACAAACCGAUUACUCAUCUGGUGGUGGAAGACAUGGAUUCUGAAGAAACCGAUCGUAACGUAGAGGAUGACCGUGACGGCAAGUUCAAUGCUUCUGUGACGACGAGUCCUAAAAUGUCAUGGGCUGAUAUGACACAAGAGGAUGGGCUUAAUGAAGAAGAAGAGGAAGAAGAGCAGAAGGUGAGUGAAGACUGGACGAAGACUCCUCAGAAGCGUAAGUUGUCUAGGGAUGAAAGAGAGCAGUAUCGGUUCAUUAACGUGAAGAGGAUGAAAGUGUUUAGCUGUUACGAGAAAGUUAAAGGGAGACGCGUUGAUAUCCUCGAUGGACUUGAAUUGCAUACUGGUGUUUUCAGCGCUGCUGAGCAGAAAAGGAUCGUUGAUUAUGUCUAUGAGCUACAAGAGAAGGGUCGCAAAGGAGAGCUCCAAGAACGUACUUUCACUGCUCCACAUAAGUGGAUGAGAGGCAAAGGAAGAGUUACUAUUCAAUUCGGAUGUUGUUACAACUACGCAACAGACAAAGCGGGAAACCCACCAGGGAUCCUUCAACACGGAGCUGUUGAUCCAAUACCAUUACUUUUCAAAGUAAUAAUCAGAAGGUUGGUCGGGUGGCAUGUGCUUCCUCCAACGUGUGUACCUGAUAGUUGUAUCGUCAAUAUAUAUGACGAAGGUGAUUGCAUACCUCCUCAUAUCGAUAACCACGAUUUUCUACGACCUUUCUGCACAGUCUCAUUCCUCAGUGAGUGCGAUAUACUCUUUGGAGCUAAUCUCAAAAUCGAUGGACCUGGUGAAUUCUCUGGUUCUUACUCGUUGCCGCUUCCUGUCGGAUCAGUUCUUGUGUUGAAGGGUAAUGGUGCAGAUGUAGCUAAGCAUUGUGUACCUGCGGUUCCUCAGAAGAGGAUAUCGAUCACGUUUAGGAAAAUGGACGAGUCCAAAAGACCAGUUGGGUUCACUCCUGAUCCCGAUUUGCAAGGGAUCAAGCCGUUGCCGUACGAACAGACCACGCAGAGCACUCCUCCUGCUGUUGCAGCCAUUAGCGCUUCAAGAUGGAACAACAACCAAAACGGUGGUAACUACAACAGUCGAGGAGGUGGUCAAUGCAAGCAUCGUGAGUCGAGUUGAGGUUAUCAUCGUUCCGAGAGUCGAGAGUGGUCAUCAUCAAGUAGAAGAAGAGGAAGUUCACGACGCUCUCCUAACACAGCUUAUAGACCCAAGGUUCAUAGUAAUAAUACUAGCUCCGACAAUGUUUGAGUAUAGAAUUUGCUUUCUGUUUGUUAUAUUUUUAUGUUUGUAAUACGAACUUAAUUAUUUAUUUUACCAAAUAAUAGAAUAAAGGAUAACUCAUAAA